UGGCUCCUCCUCGGCAUCUACCGGCGCGUGCCUCCUUGAUGGCCGUGUGGCUUCCCCUCUACCUCCAUCGGCGCGUGAAAAGGACAAUAGCGGUGGGGCGAAGGAGCUCGAGAGGCAGAGGUGGCUGAGGGCGUUGAGUGGCGAAGGCUUCUCCUCCUCGGCUCUCUCGGCCACCACAUGCUCACUUCGACGGAGGCCAUUAUCUCCAUCCCUUCCAACACAUCUCAUCAUCGUGUGACGGCCGCUGGAGGCGAGGACCUGUGCUGGUCCUCCAUGGCCAGGUUCGGCUAUCACCCUGCCAUCGAGAACUCCCCCAACAAAUGCAGUCAUGGCUCCAUCUACAACAACAUGCCAUCCCACCACGGUUCUUAAUCGAUCCCCACCACCAAUGCCUCUCUCCUGACGAGACAGAAAGCACCAAUCAAGAACAACGAGGUGGAUCAAUCAAGAGAGCAAGAGCAAUGGACAGACGAAGGAGAAGGAGAACAGCAGCGGGGCGGCGGCGCGCCUGCCCGGCCGCCCCCUGCAGCAAGGGGAGGGAUAAGAGAGAGAGGCUAGGGAAUGGGAUUAAGGAAAUGAGGGAGAGAGAGGGGAGAGGGGAGAGAGAUAGAGAGGGUAGAGAGUGUGACUGGUAGGUCCCACGUAUUUUAUUUUCUAAAAAAUGCUUACUGGACUGUUAUGUAGGAACAUAACCACGCUCCGGGUUGAGUUAGGGGGUAAUUCUUUUGGUACUAAUAGUUAAGGGUGAAAGAUGUCUGGUUUUUGGGUUUACAGGGGUAAUUCGUACUUUUUCUGAUUUUAACAAAAUUUACAUCAUAUUUCAGAUGUCAAAUAUCACUUGACGACUAUACAAUGCUAAUUUAAAUCUACAUAUGUAAAAUAAAUGAAAACAAUACAAUUUAGUUGUGUAUUUUUUAAGUGGAUCUGAUUUGAUUUUAAUUUGUUAGAGAUUAAGAUUCUCAAUUUUUUUUAAUCUUUAGAAUUAUUUCAUUAGUAUCUGAUAAGUGGGCAACUUAAAUGUUACAUCCAUGUAAAAAAAUUAUGAAAAAAAAAUCCAAGCCAAUUAUUCUUGCUAUAAUACAACCACUUAAACCAUCAUGAGAUUUAUGGUCAUAUGUAUGUUUUUCUCUGUGUGAAAUAGUUUUGAUAACAAAUAAACAAACAAGUAACAUAUGCAAUAAACUAUUUAUGAUAUAUUUUCUUAUACUUGAAGAGUUCCAACUUAUCAGGCAUAAUUUGAUGGACGUAUGCCAUACACCCUAUUGAUGUGACUAUAAAGUAUACUUCAAUAAAUUAGUUAUUCAAUAAAUUAGUUAUUGUAAAUAAGUUUGGAAAAAUAGAUUCAUUCUCCAAAUUAAUUAGUAAAGGUGUCUCAUCUGAUUAUGAAUAAUAGGCAUUGGAAAAAAACUCAAAAUUAUAGAUAUUUGUCAAAAUAUAACCAAUAAUAUGGUGCUUUGGAAAUUACGGUGGUAGUAUUUAAAAAAACCUUUAUCCGGGUUAAAAAAUCAUAUAUAGUAGACAUAGAUAUGAAACAACUCCAGCAUUCCAUAAUCAUGACACAUGUUUUCAUAAAUUCAAGGUUGUACGGUUUGAAGUAAUAUGUCCAAAUUAGAUAUUAACGAAAACAUGUUUAAAAUAGAGUCAAGAUCUAUUUUAUAAAUAUCAUAUACACGUAAACAUUCGUAACAAAAAUUCAAGCAACAUUAAAUAAGUGUCCGCGCAUACGCGCAAGCUAUUUUCCUAGUUGGAGUAUAAUAAGUGUUUCUUUUCACAACCUUUCCUUGUGUAUAGCCAUAUUUGCACAUUUAUAUAGAUACCAGAUUUUAAUUCAUUAUUAUAAAAGAAAAAGAUUGAUCGAUUAAUCUGGGUGUACGUGGAGCACACACCUAAUUAAUACUCUGCACUAAUAUUUUGAAAUGGUCAAACCACUCAAGUCACUUAAGUGCUUACUGCACUUGAUAAGAAAGCAUUUAUACCUAAAUUAACAAAUCAUCAAUAUACAUCAUUGUCAAAAAAAUUAUCAUCAAAUGUCAUGUGAAUAAAUAAAUUACUAAAUUAAUAAACAAAUUUAUAGUGCCUUCUACACAUAUACUAGAUUAAUAGAUAUCUCUAACCUUUUUAUCGCGUGCUCGCCGCAAGUGGAGACGGAGGCCAUCGUGUUCGUCGUGAGCUCUCUCUCCCUCUCCCUCGUUUCGCCUUCCACCUUUUUCUCGCCUCGAUCACAAGCUUGCCAAGCCGCGCGGUUCAUGUUGCCUCCACCACCCACUUGUAAAGCUCAAUUAUAAGCUAAGCUCUCUCCUCCUUAUCCUCUUUUGGCGGGAAAGAGAGAAAAAGGGAAAGCUAUAAAGAGAGAUCGAUCGGUUCGAUGGCGAGAGACGUCGUCGAGGCCGCGGCGGCAGCGGAUGGUCGUCAUCAUCACAAGGCGGUUGUUGCGGCGGACGGCGGCGGCGGCGGCGGCGCGGGGACGGCGGCGCUGGUGUGGGACUGCGGCAGCGCGCUCUACGACUCGUACGAGCUCACCUCCUUCCGCCGCCAGCUCGACGCCGCCGUGCUCUCCUGCGGCGGCAGGUCGCUGUCCAUGCCGCACCUGCUGUCGUCGUCGUCGACGCAGCAGCAGCAGAUGCCGGCGGGGCGGAGGAGGAGGAGGAGGCGGCGGCUGCCGGCGAUGCUCCGGAGGCUGUUCGGGAAGGUGCUGCUCCGGCUGAGGUUCCCCGUGGCGUCGAGGGCGGCGAGGGGUGGCUGGUACGACUACGGCGCCCACGGCGACGGCCGCCCGGGGUCGCCGUGGUCCGGCGCGCUGACGUCGAUCCCGGAGGAGAGCGCCAGCCCGGAGAACGGGCCGUCGUCGUCCCCGCUGGUCGACGACGACGGGCCGAGCGCGCUCCGCAAGGCGCAGUCGGAGCGCUUCGUCGGCAGCAAGACGGCAUCGUCCAUGGUGCAGUUCGAUGUCGUCUUGUAGCCGACGCUGCUCUAGCUAGUCUCUGCACGACACACUACUUACGCUGUACUAUAUAGUACUGUUCAUGUCACACCUGUAAAUUAAAUUAGCACGAAGUAAAAAUUAGUAUCAAAAUCAGUCGCUGAUUUAGUUGUUAUGGAAAGUAGCUGCAGGCUUGAGGGUCUUCAAGCAGUGCAAACAAUGGGGGAUUAUUGAGACAUUGUUUGUUGUGGUUUGAACAAUUGGAUACAGGAAUACAGGUGUGGAAUUUUGGGAGAGGUUCAAAAUUCUGGGUGGAAAAUUUCUGAUUUCUUUUAUGUCGGUCAAGAAGAUUUUCGGGACAACUGUAAUUUGCCAAGUUUCCAUGCGUGAAUGAUAUAUCUGCAAAAUAUUAUUGCCUUCAUA
Messenger RNA from Oryza sativa Japonica Group (Japanese rice), 3343 nucleotides. RefSeq lists its product as uncharacterized. The record is from RefSeq and is a predicted model, not a curated record. Lineage: Eukaryota; Viridiplantae; Streptophyta; Magnoliopsida; Poales; Poaceae.